Molecule: messenger RNA, 2820 nt
Organism: Periophthalmus magnuspinnatus
Lineage: Eukaryota; Metazoa; Chordata; Actinopteri; Gobiiformes; Gobiidae
Product: ephrin type-A receptor 7-like
Exons: 17
Biological process (GO): axon guidance; protein phosphorylation; cell surface receptor protein tyrosine kinase signaling pathway
Cellular component (GO): plasma membrane; neuron projection
Molecular function (GO): protein binding; transmembrane-ephrin receptor activity; ATP binding
Source: RefSeq, a predicted model, not a curated record
CAGGUGUGUAACGUGAUGGAGCCGCUGCAGCAGAACAACUGGCUGCAGACGGGCUGGGUGGCCAGAAGGGGGGGCCAGCGCAUCUUUGUGGAGCUCCAGUUCACGCUCCGAGACUGUAACAGCAUUCCUGGCGUAGCGGGAACGUGCAAGGAAACGUUCAACCUCCUGUACGUUGAAUCGGACCGCGAUCUGGGCGGAGUCACCAGGGAAGACCGCUACACCAAGAUCGACACCAUCGCCGCAGACGAAAGUUUCACGCAGGGGGAUCUGGGAGAACGAAAGAUGAAACUAAACACCGAAGUGCGCGAAAUCGGGCAUCUGAACCGGAAAGGAUUCCAUUUGGCGUUCCAGGACGUGGGAGCGUGCGUCGCCCUGGUGGCUGUGAGGGUGUACUACAAGCGCUGCCUGGCCACUGUGCAGAAUUUGGCAGUAUUUCCGGACACGGUUGCGGAGGCGGCGUUCGCGACUUUGGUGGAGGUACGAGGGGCGUGUGUGAAUAACUCCGAGGUGGAUACGGACAGUCCUCCCAGAAUGCACUGCAGCGCCGAGGGGGAGUGGCUUGUUCCGAUCGGGAAGUGCAGCUGCAGCGCGGGAUAUGAGGAGGGACAUAGCAGCUGUGAAGCGUGUCCCCCCGGCUCGUACAAGAUGUCGUCCCGUCAGCAGGAGUGUUUUCCCUGCCCCGAGAACAGUAUCGCCGAGGAGGACGGCUCCAUCAUGUGUGUGUGUAAAGAGGACCACUUCAGGACGCCUCUGGACACGCCCUCCGCCCCCUGCACCAGACCUCCCUCUCCUCCUCGGGACCUGGUGUACACUCUGAAACAGUCGACGCUGGUGUUGGAGUGGGCGCCCCCUGCUGACAGUGGAGGGAGGGCAGACCUGUCGUACAGUGUGGGGUGUCGGCGCUGUAGUCCCGGGAGCUGCGAUCCGUGCGGGGCCAGUAUCGGCUUCGUCCCGCAGCAGGUCGGGCUGACGGAGAGGACGGUUACCGUGGUGAACCUUUUACCAAACACCAACUACAGCUUCACCGUGGAGGCCCUCAACGGAGUGUCCGAACUCCUGCCCAAGAAGAGACAGCUCACCCACGUCAACGUGUCCACCAGCCUGCCCGUUCCAUCUCUCAUCAGUGAGCUGCGAGCUGAAAAGAUUGAGGAGAAAAGUGUGACUCUGGUUUGGAGAGAACCCAGCAACCCCAAGAGGAGCAGGCCUGAGUAUGAAGUCAAGUACUACGAGAAGGAGCAAAAGGACCAGAGUUACUCCACAGUGAAAACCGCCACCACUCGAAUCAGCGUCAACAACCUCAAACCUGGGACCACCUAUGUGUUUCUGAUCAGACCCUUCUCCAGUGCAGCCUAUGGAGCCUACAGCGCCCCUCUGGAACUGCAGACGCUCGGGGAAUUUUUAACAGUGUGUUGUUUUGUUGCAGUGGCGUUGGCGUCGAGCGAGCAGAACCCGGUCCUGAUCAUCGUGGUGAUCUCUGUGGCGGCGCUCAUCACGGUGUUGUCGAUGGGAGUGGGGUUGCUGGUCUGGAGAAGACAAUGCGGCUACAGCAAGGCGUCUCAAGAGGGCGACGAGGAGCUCUACUUUCAGUUUAAGAUUCCCACUCGUAGGACGUACAUCGACCCAGAGACAUGUGAGGACCUGAUGCAGGCCGUUCACGCUUUCGCCAAAGAACUGGACAACUCCAGCAUCAAGAUCGAACGCAUCGUGCACACAGGUGACUUUGGGGAGGUGUGCCGCGGCUGUCUGAAGCUUCCCAGUAAACGGGAGCUCCCUGUUGCUAUAAAGACUGUGCGGGCGGGAUGCUCGGAAAAACAGAGGAGGGCUUUUCUCUGCGAGGCCGGAAUUCUCGGGCAGUUCGACCAUUCCAACAUCAUCAGACUGGAGGGAGUCAUCACCACGGGUAACACCAUGAUGAUAGUGGAGGAGAGCAUGUCCAAUGGUUCCCUGGAUGCUUUUCUCAGGAAACAUGAGGGCCAGCUGAGCAUGAUCCAGCUGAUUGACAUGUUGACCGGAGUGGCCUCAGGAAUGAAGUACCUGACCGAGAUGGGCUUUGUCCACAAGAGGCUCGCCGCACAUAAGGUGCUGGUGAACUCUAACCUGUGCUGUAAAGUGUCUGGGUUCAGGCCUCUGCAGGAGGAUAAGAUGGAGGCCGUUUACACCACACUGCACGGGGGUAAGAGUGUGGUUCUGUGGUCUGCUCCUGAGGCGAUACAGUAUCAUCGCUUCUCCUCGGCCUCCGACGUCUGGAGCUUCGGGAUCGUCAUGUGGGAAGUGAUGUCCUACGGAGAGAGGCCGUACUGGGACAUGGGGCACCAGGAUGUGAUAAAGGCGAUAGAGGACGGCUUCCGGCUCCCUGCUCCGGUGAACUGCCCCCCCCACCUGCACCAGCUCAUGUUGGACUGUUGGCAGAAGGAACGCACAGAAAGACCUAGUUUUAGUCAGAUUCACUCAGCGCUCAGUAAAAGUAUACGCUCUCCAGACGGCAUCGGCUCUUCCACACUCGCACGCAGGUGAGAAGGUUAUAAAGGUUCAUGUUUUAGGCCAAUAAUGACUUAUCUUUGGUUUACAGAGCGCCCCCUACCCACGUUCCCCGGCUUCAGCUCAGUCGGGGAGUGGCUGGACGCAGUGGACAUGGGACGAUAUAAGGACAACUUCACUGCAGCCGGCUACUGCUACUUAGAGUCUGUGGCACGGAUGACUGUACAGGACGUCAUGAGUCUCGGCAUCACCUCGUUGGAGCAUCAGAAACUCAUCCUCACUGCGAUACAGACACUGAGAGCCCAGGUCAUUCAAAUGCACGGGCGAGGCGUGCAAGUUUAA